UACUGUGUGAGCUGUGAUUGGUCACAGCUUGUCACAUGGAACAAGGCUGUUGUGAAUAGCCUUGUACCAUGUGACCUCUGUGAUCAUUCACAGAUUUUACACGUAGUAAGCAAUGAUGUCAGAAGUGACAUCUUACUUAUACUUAUUCAUGUGAUCACUGAUUGGCCAAUCAGUGCGCCAUUGGCAGCUACAGCUGACGAUCACCAGGUCCCAGCUGGAGAUUCCCCGCCAGCACCCAACGAUCGCGGAGGAACACUGCCAGGGAAGAGGUCUGUAUGUAAACAAUACAGAUCUCUCCCCUGUCAGCACCAGCAUUCUGCUUUG
Molecule: messenger RNA, 324 nt
Organism: Staurois parvus
Lineage: Eukaryota; Metazoa; Chordata; Amphibia; Anura; Ranidae
Source: the annotation of a GenBank genome assembly